This is a messenger RNA of Populus nigra (black poplar), 2484 nucleotides long. RefSeq lists its product as uncharacterized. The transcript has 7 exons. The record is from RefSeq and is a predicted model, not a curated record. NCBI's taxonomy places the organism in Eukaryota, Viridiplantae, Streptophyta, Magnoliopsida, Malpighiales, Salicaceae. The coding region runs from base 1 to 2484 and encodes 827 amino acids.
AUGUGGGAUAGCUCUACUUUUGAGGUUAAUUCCAUAGAAUAUGGGGGGCAAUGGAUCAGCCUAUGCGGCAAACAUGUUAAUUCUUCCUUUAACUGCAUGAUAAUUGGAGUAUAUGCUGCAUCUUCUGUGCAAGAUCGUGUUAAGCUGUGGGAAGACAUCACCACUCUGAAGUUUGCCUUUAAUUUACCAAUGGUGGUGAUAGGUGAUUUCAAUGAAAUUCUCCAUGCUCAUGAGAGAAGCAGCGGAUACAUUAAUCAUUCAGGGUCAGCUGCUUUCCGUAAUUUCCUAUCCGAUUGUGCUCUGAUUGAAUUCAAAUUACAGGGAAGCCGUUUCACUUGGUUUAGAGGGGGUUCCAUGAGCUGUAUCGACCGGGCCUUUGCAUCUCUAGAGUUCCACCUUCAGUUUCCAUUCUUAUCACUCUGCCGCUACCCAAGGGGGAUGUCUGAUCACUGUCAAUUGCUUCUUCAGACACCAAAGGUAGAUUGGGGAUGGAAGCCUUUCCGUUUCAUAAAGUGCUGGUUGUCACACCCUUCAUUCUUAGCUGAUUUUGAGACUCUAUGGUUUGAUAGCUGCAAGGAAUUUCCAGGGGACUAUAGAUUGGUCAAGAAACUAGGAACUUUGGGGAAAAAACUGAGACAAUGGAAUAAAACCACCUUCGGAAGGUUGAGGAUAUUUGGAGACAGAAAUCCCGCUAAAAUUGGUGCAAAAUGGGGGAUAAAAACACCCGUUUCUUCCACCUUUCAGCAACCACAAUGCAGAAGAAUCGAAAUGGGAGGCUUGGGGUUCUCUAAAAUCUCAGAAGAAAGAUCAGUUUGGUUAGAAAGAUUGCCUUCAUUGGAGGAAGUGAAGCAAGCUGUAUGGGAUUGUGACGGUUCAAAAGCCCCCGGUCAUGACAGGUUCACCUUCUCUUUCUAUAAAAAGGUAUGGAAUCUUAUCAGCUCCGACAUCUUUGUGAUGGUCAAAGAAUUUUUCAGAACAGUGGUAAAACUAUUGUCCACUAGGCUCCGAAGCGUUCUGCCAGAUGUGAUAAGUGUAAACCAGUUUGCUUUCAUUGCUGGGCGUCAAAUUCUAGAUGGGUUCAUGAUAGCAAACGAGGUUGUCCAUGCUAUUCGUAGCAAGAAGGACCACGAGUUUUUGCUAAAGGUAGAUUUUCAUAAAGCCUUCGACUCGAUUUUGUGGGAGCAUAUUGAUUCUACCAUGGGUUAUAUGGGCUUCGGCUCUCAUUGGAGGAAUCUGAUUUUUGAAUGUUUGUCCACAUCUAAAUUGGCCAUCCUAAUUAACGGCUCACCUAGCAGAGAAUUCAGUAUGGAGAGGGGUCUCAGGCAAGGGGACCCCCUCUCUUCUUUCCUUUUUGAUAUAGCAGUUCAAGGGCCAAUAGUUUUAUUCAACAGGGCAUCGGAUUCGGAUGACACUCUGAUCUUCCUGCCAAAUGAUUAUUCCUCUCUUCUACAUGCCAAGAGGAUUCUAUGCUGGUUCGAGAUCAUUUCAAGACUGAAAGUUAAUUUCUACAAAAGUUCACUUAUAGGAAUUAAUUUGGACAACGAAUACACUUCAGGUCUGCCUAAUGUAAUUUUCUGUCGCAGUAACACCUUCCCAGUCAGAUACCUUGGGUUGCCUCUUGGUGCUAACCCAAAUAGGCUCUCCACUUGGAAAUCGGUAUUGUCAAUAAUCAGAGCAAAGUUAAGCAAUUGGAAAUGGAAGAUUCUGAGCAUGGCUGGGAGGAUAUGUCUUAUUAAAUCUGUCUUAAACUCUCUACCUCUAUACUACAUGUCUGUUUUUACUAUGCCAAAAGGCAUUACAAAAGCUAUAUCCUCCAUCAAUCGUUGUUUUCUCUGGAAAAGCACCUCAAAUUCACAUGGUAUUUGUAAGGUUGCAUGGCACAAGGUAAUAAAGAGUAAGCCCCUCAGAGGUCUCGGGUUGGGUUCUAUUCACAACAAAAAUCUGGCUCUGAUGUUUAAAUGGCUCUGGAACCUUGAUAAAGGAGUGGUAGGAGGUUCUUUAUCUCCAACUUGGCGUGGCAUGGUAUCUGCAAUUUCCUUAAAUCACAGCAUAGCUGCUCCCCUCCAAUCAAAUGUCGGGUUCAAGAUGGGUGAUGAGAGAAACAUCAGACCCCUUCGAUCCCGCGAGUUCUGCAUGCGGGAAAGCUUGUUAGCAGAAGUUGAACGUGGUCUAGUCUUCUCUGAUGGUGAAGACAACAAGAUUUGGAAAUCCGACAGCUCCAACAUUUACUCAGUCUCUUCAGGGUGCCAUCUUCUUGAUGGUUUUAAUGUUUCAACAAACCUUUACUCCCUUGAUCUACUUUGGAAAGGGUUUACGCCUCUAAAAAUAGAUGUGUUCAUAUGGCUUCUUCUAAACGGCAGUAUUUGCACAAAAGGAUUCUUAGCUAAGAGGAGAAUCAUCAAUUAUGAGGAAGCUCUUUGUCCUUUCUGCUGCAAGGAGAUUGAGACUAUACAUCAUCUCUUCCAUCUUUGUCCUAUAUCAUAG